AUGUGGAGCUCCCCGGGGCCCGUCUGGGCGUUCCUGGCUCUGGCCGUGGCCGUGGUCGUGCGCGCGGGGCCGAAGGUGACCCCGGCCGUGAAGUACACGAAACCAAAGCCCCCACAGCUGGUGGCCUCUCGCCCCCCUCCCACCCUUCUCCCGGGGAAAAUCCCAGUCCCGGCAGCUCCAGGUGCAGCUGAGUUACCCCCCCCGAGCCGAGGGGCCACCACGAUGUUCCCCUUCGAGAACUACACCCUGGACACGGCCGAGUUCUUCUUCAACUGCUGCGACUGCUGCCCCCCUUCCAUGGGGCCCCGGGGGCUGCCGGGGGAGCAGGGACCCCCAGGUCCCAAGGGGGACAAGGGAGAUGAUGGUCUGCCAGGUCUGCCAGGAGCUCCAGGCCCUCAAGGUCCAAAAGGUUCUAAAGGAGAGAGAGGAGGAAAAGGGGAGCAAGGCGAGCGAGGAGCAAGUGGAAAUCCCGGUUAUCCAGGAAAACCUGGGCUGCAAGGUGAAGCCGGAGCCAAAGGCAAUAAGGGCAACUACGGCUUCCCUGGGCUGAAGGGACAAAAGGGGUCCAAAGGGGACACUUGUGAGAACGGGACCAAAGGAGCCAAGGGGGACAGGGGGGAUCCCGGAGACCCAGGAGUGGUGGGAGAACAGGGUGACAAAGGGGAAAAGGGAGACACGGGGGAGAAGGGCUACUGUGGGGAGCCAGGGGGGAGAGGGGCGAAGGGAGACAGAGGGGAAGGGGGGACCAAGGGGGAAAAAGGGAGCAAAGGGGACAUGGGGGCUGCAAGUGGGAUUCGGGGGGUGGGCAACGACAAAACAGGGGAAAAGGGCGAGCGAGGAACUAAAGGUGAGAAAAGGGACCUGGGCCCUGCCGGCAUAAUGAUGGGACCAGGGAGCCGUUCCAAGGGGUUGGCAGACAACCAAGGGGGGCCGGGUGGGCGCGGGGCCAAGAAAGGGCUCGCGCGGGGUCCAAGGGCGCGCGGCGGGGACCCCGCCAAGGCCCCGAGAUCGGCCUUCAGCGCCGGGCUGUCCAAGCCCUUCCCUCCCCCCAACGUGCCCAUCAGGUUUGACAGGGUUCUGUACAACGAGCAGCGGGACUACAACCCUUCCACCGGCAAGUUCAACUGCUCCGUGCCCGGCACCUACGUCUUCGCCUUCCACCUGACGGUGCGCGGGCGGCCGGCGCGCGUCGGCCUCGUGGCGCGCACCAGGAGGGUGGCCAAGGCCAGGGACACCGUCCACGGGCAGGAGAUCGACCAGGCCUCCUUCCUGACCAUCCUGAAGCUUGGUGCAGGAGACCAGGUGUGGCUGGAGGUGGCGCGGGACUGGAACGGGGUCUACGCGGGCGCGGAGGACGACAGCGUCUUCACGGGCUUCCUGCUCUACCCGGAUGUUCUCGAGGUCCUGAGGUAGAGUUAGAGGGAGAAGGUGUCUUCUGUCGAGUGCAGAUACCCUUCCAGAAGAUUUGUAACGAGGACAUUAGGCCUUGUUUCGCUUAGGAAGCCUUUCCUGCCUAAGAAAAAAAUACCUUUUUAAAGAUAAUUUGGAUGUUUUCUCCUCUUGUGUUCCAGAGGAGAAUUACAGAGUCUGUGGUGGGAGGAGAGAUAAACUCACACAGGCUACAGGGGAGGGCCUGGCAAAGAUAAAAAAGCCUUGAAGAGAAUAGGAGGUGCUUUUUGCAGCACUGCUAGGAGUUUUUCCCUUGUAAGUCCAGUGUUCUGGACUUUGGAAUAAGUUUUCCAGAACUCCUUCCACUGCUUGGCAUUUUGGGGGUACCUGUGUGUUUUCUUA
Manacus vitellinus (golden-collared manakin) is the source of this 1791-nucleotide messenger RNA. RefSeq names its product otolin 1 (gene OTOL1). Gene Ontology annotation, molecular function: protein binding. NCBI's taxonomy places the organism in Eukaryota, Metazoa, Chordata, Aves, Passeriformes, Pipridae. The record is from RefSeq and is a predicted model, not a curated record.